AGCUUCACAAAGUGCCGUUUAAGCUGAGCUGGCUGUUGGGCUGUGGUAAAAUCCUGUUGACGACUUUAUCUGAGUGGAGCUGUCUCUAAAACCAGGGAGAUUCAUUCACGCCGAGUGGAAAGCACUCUGAACUAGUUUGCUGUCCUCAUUUAUCACACGUCGAGGUUAACUUUGAACAAAGUAGUGAAAUCUACGCCGAAAUGGACACCGCCAGUCAAGAUAUCAACCUGAACUCUCCUAACAAGGGCCUUGUUGUGGAUCAUUCAGACAGCCUUUCCGAUGUGCCGGUGGAGGGAGUGGUGGAGGCGGGGGCGGUGGGGAAUGCAGCCAACCCUCUUCCGCCUGGCCUGACAGAGGAAGAGGCAGAGGAGCUCCGCACGGAGCUCACCAAGGUGGAGGAGGAGAUCAACACCCUGCGUCAGGUUUUGUCAGCCAAAGAGAGACACGCUGCAGACCUGAAGAGGAAACUUGGCCUCAGCCCGCUCAACGAACUCAAGCAGAACUUCAGCAAGAGCUGGCAAGACGUACAGACCUCCAACGCCUAUGUGAGAACCACUGAGAAACUGGGCGAGUGGAAUGAGAGCGUUGCCAGCUUGGAUCUAUAUCUGUCUGCCUCAGCCACUUUGGAUGACAUUUCCCGCUCUGAAGCAUACAAAAAGACUCAAGAGACUCUUUCCCAGGCGGGACAGAAGACCAGUGCAGCUUUAACCACAGUGGGCACGGUCCUCAGCAAGAGACUGGGCGACAUGAGGAACUCUGCGACCUUCAAGUCGUUCGAGGAUAAAAUGGGGAACCUGAAGGAAAUGGAAACUGAGUCGGUGUAGUAAUGCACACGAUCAAUAACACUCUGGUCUGUUUCCGCUCUCGUCUCCUCAGUACAAGGUUGUUGGUCCCAGAGGUAACGGGGAGGCCAUCGGCUCCCCCACUGACACCACCCCCACUCAGGAGAACCCAUCUUUCUGAAUGCAUCCCUCCUCCUCCUCGCUGCCACCUUCCUCACGACCUGAGACUGUACUGUUAAUCACCUCAAAUCGCUGAGUCAGCCCUGACCUUUGACCCUCCAGCUCACCAACUCGCCACCACUCACACUUUGCCUCGAGGUCUGUAGAAGCAGACGGGCGGAGGUGAAGAACUCGUUGGUUCGAGGUGGGAUGAGCUUUUCCGUCACUGCUGGUCCUACAGCUUCCAUUCUUCUGCAUUGCUGCUGGAGAAAAGGAAAAUGUUUUGUUGAUGUCUAAACCCGAAUAAUUUACAGACCGUGCUUUGUUACAUCUCCACCCCUUGCUUCGACUUCCUCCCCGGUCAGACCACACCCCCUUUGUUAGUCCAAAUAAGUCAACACCGUUGUCUCCUGCACUUUUCAGACACCUUUUUUGAACAGGUGGUUACUGUUUCAGUAGAUCACCUGGCUUAACAAAAAAGGCUAAAAGGCAUUGUUAAGAUGUCAGGCUCUUAAACUAAAUGGGGAACUUUACAUUUAUCUUUGGGAUUGGGUGUUUGUUAAGAAACCGUUGCAGCUAUGCAUCAAAAGGUAACUCUGUAGGUGCACUUUUGGGCCCCAACUCGCAGUGUAGGAGCGAGUAUCUGGAGGAGCAUUUUACAGGCAUAAGCAAGAUGGUGGUUUAUACUGCUACUAUUUCUGUCUUCUUGUUUCUGACUAUUAUGUACUUAAAAUCAUACAUUCACACUGUGAGCACACCACAGUAAUGUCACCACAGUGUCCCUAUAUUUUUUUUCUCAAACUUUGUACAGUUAUCUUCACAGCUUUGCGGAUGCCCGUGGUGUGAACACAUGUUUCAUUGGUGGGGUUCAGCACAUCCCACUCCUCUUAGACCUUCUACUGCUACAUGCAUGUGCACAUUUCAUCUCAGUUGUACCAUACUAACCUUGCAAAGAAGACUUGUGUAACACCCUAAGAACACCCCCAGGAUGUAAAAACGGGAAGAAAAGAAAAACAACCUUAAACCAUUUUGUAUUACAAACUAUUUUACACUGCUUUGCAAAAUGUUUUUACAUAACUUUUAUUAAUAUGUAUAAAUAUAGAUGAGUAAAUAUAUUGUCACUGAUGCUGCCGAAUGGCAGUAAACGGGUUAGGAGGUUUAAGAAAAAGCAGGGGGAGGCUAAACAAACCUAAACAAUGCAAACAAUGGGUCAGUUUCACAGACAUGAGUUUUCUUCUGUAACUAGUUUUAAUUUUCUCUCUAAGUACAUUUUGGUCAACAUUUUUUAUUUUUUUUUAUGUUUGUGAAACUGACAUAUAAACGAGCUGCAGUCACUUUGCACCCGUCUGGGCACUAUUUAUCGGACGAGAAAAAACCCAUAAUCAAAAUGGUUGCAUUUGACUAGAGUACCGUGAUGGUUUGAUCUUUGCAGCAGGUUAACAAAGUCAGACUAUGCGUUGAAAUGUUUAGAAACCACUUUGACAGUUUCUUUUCCCCCCGGUUCGACUGUAGUUCCCUUCCUGUUGUUGAAGCGAUGGUUUGGAUGUUCUGAAGUGUGGUUGUAUAAGGUACUUCAGAGAAGUCGGUGUAUUGCCAACAGAUUAAUUAUACGAUAUACGUAGUGUUCACUGCUUUACCUUUCCGUUAGACAGCCCUUUUUCCGAUCUGCAGCCGCUAUCUGUGCUCUGUUCACAGCCACUGUAGCCGAGUACCUCAUACAACACGACUUCAAAAGCUCUCAAUGAUCCUUUUAACGUUCAGAACUCAAUGUGAGACGCUUUGCUUUCUACACUACGCGGUGAAUGUCAACGCUUCUCGAUCAGCCUUACUCACUUUAAAUAUUUCGCUUGUUAUAAUUUAGCUGGUAGGACAUACAUUUGUUUUAAGUUGUACAGACUGGUUUGAGUGAUUGAAGGAAGGAAAGUUUCUUUACCAUAUUUAGAGUCUGAAUAUGUGUCAUAAAAUCUUCUCGCUGCCAUUGGGAGAGACUUUGCUAACGAUCCCUUAUGCACUCCUGUUAACACACGCUAGAUGCUACUAAAUGCCCUGAUUGUGCACUUGCGCUGGGUGAGGCCAAACUACAAACACCUUUUGUACAAAAUCACUGUUGCUCUUAUUGUCGUGCACCUGUAGUGAUAAAACGGAAGCUCUUACAAACCACACAGCCUCAGAAACGAUGACCGUAAACCUGAGAGCUGUGCAGGGCCGCACUUUUAUCCUCAACCUGAAAACCUUUUUUUCCUUUUCUUUAUUGCCACAGGUGGUUUGACAUGUUACACUAAUUUCCCACCAACAAAUAUAAUGCAACUUGUGAAAAUUAUUGUCCAAAUCCAUCUUAUGUCACUGUUGUUGCACUGAAGGUGUUUCAGUGUUGCCUCUCGCAUUGCCAAGACCAUUUUUAAAUAUUGCAACGACAAAAUGUUGCUUGUGUAUCCUGCCUCAGCUUCAGUACAAUGUCUCCUAAUGUUAGUGUCAUUGAGGCAAUAGAAAAUGAUUAAAUAUGAAUUGUUAUAUACCUUUAACUUCUUUAAAGACAUGAAUGAUUUCAGCCAAAAUUUCAGAGGAAGAUUCAAACUUGCUUGUACGCCAACGAAUUGAAAGGAAAAGGAUAACAGAAAUGUAUCUCUGGGACUGCUUGGCUUCAAUGAACAUACAUUGAAUGAAAUGACACGCCGGUUAUAAACGAAAGCUCCCGGCUGCUGCCAGUGUAUCAUAAGUGUAUUCUCUUGUUUUUGUUUGUGUUGAUCAUUUUCCUAGUUAAUAUAUUCCUGUUAGGUUAGUUGUUCGGAUUUCUUUUGGCUUUCCUUUUGUUAGAGGUGGACAUUUUGGUAUUUGUCCAAAGAAUUGCCAAUACUUAAAUAUCUGUUACAUAAUCUCCAUCUGCCUCUGACUUUCUGCUUUGUCAAGAUGAAAAAUGCAGAUGCACACUACAAGAAAUAUGAAUCUCAAGUCAUUUACUUCAGAAUUGAGUCUUAAAAUCAUAUUUUUCUUACACAAAGAGGAUAACUUUCCACAUACUUGAGGCUUUUUGUAGGCAAUGUGCUCAACGUACUAGAAAAAUGUGGUUAUAGAUACUGAAGGAAAUGACUUGACUUUUUCCCCCCCCGCAGUGCAUAUGUCGCCUGUUUAGAGCUGCAAUCAGUUUUGUAGAUGUGAUGGAUAGAAAAAAGAUGACGCUCUUUUGAUUUGGGUGCCAAUGGGAAGUGCAGCACAUCAGUGCCAGCCGCCGCAGAGGCUGGAGGACAGAGUACUCAUAGCUUUAUCUAGGUCCUGGGCCUAACUGA
Molecule: messenger RNA, 4225 nt
Organism: Cyclopterus lumpus (lumpfish)
Lineage: Eukaryota; Metazoa; Chordata; Actinopteri; Perciformes; Cyclopteridae
Gene: tpd52l2b
Product: tpd52 like 2b
Exons: 8
Coding region: 201-824 (207 amino acids)
Cellular component (GO): cytoplasm
Source: RefSeq, a predicted model, not a curated record